Messenger RNA from Scophthalmus maximus (turbot), 3422 nucleotides. It is a transcript of the gene gnsb, whose product is annotated as glucosamine (N-acetyl)-6-sulfatase (Sanfilippo disease IIID), b. Gene Ontology annotation, molecular function: N-acetylglucosamine-6-sulfatase activity; glycosaminoglycan binding. The coding region runs from base 168 to 1757 and encodes 529 amino acids. Lineage: Eukaryota; Metazoa; Chordata; Actinopteri; Pleuronectiformes; Scophthalmidae. Gene Ontology annotation, biological process: glycosaminoglycan metabolic process. The transcript is spliced from 13 exons. The record is from RefSeq and is a predicted model, not a curated record.
ACACUCCCCCACACACACACACUCACUCACACACACACACACACACUCACUCACACACACACACACACACACACACAAACACACACACGCCCCCGCCCCCGGCGCAGCAGGGAAGUUGAGGAAAACGAAACCGAGGUUCGCAGGACGCGCCGGCAGUCGCUUUACGCAUGGAGCCCGAGCAGGGCCGUUGCCGCGGCGGCCUCCGGGCCGUGGCAGGUGCGAGGACACGACGUCAGGGGAGAGGACGAGCCUCGGCCCGCACACUCUCCACGCUGCUGCUGCUGCUGCUCGCCUGCUGCGUCAGGUGUGCGGGAGGGGCCCAACCGAGCAACGUCGUGCUCAUCCUGGCCGACGAUCAGGAUGUCCACCUGGGCGGGAUGACCCCUAUGAAGAAAACAAAAACCUUGAUAGGAGAUGCAGGAGCAACAUUUGUGAACGCUUAUACAGUCACGCCACUGUGCUGCCCCAGCAGGAGCAGCAUUUUGACGGGUCUGUACCCCCACAACCACGAGGUGAGGAACAACUCUCUGUCUGGGAACUGCUCCAGUCCUCUGUGGCAGAAAGGUCCCGAAUCCGAGGCCCUCCCUGUUUACCUGAGCAAACAGAAAUACCAGACAUUCUUCGCUGGAAAAUAUCUUAACCAGUAUGGUAAGAAAGAUGCAGGAGACGUCAGCCACAUUCCUCCUGGCUGGGACCAGUGGCAUGCAUUGGUGGGGAACUCACAGUACUACAACUACACGCUGUCAGUCAACGGCAAAGAAGAAAAGCACACUGACAGUUAUGAAAAGGACUACCUCACCGACCUCAUAGCGAACCGGUCCCUUAAAUUUUUGGAUGACAGGAGCCCUCAGCAUCCCUUCUUCCUGAUGUUGUCUCCUCCGGCUCCUCAUUCCCCUUGGACGGCAGCGCCUCAGUACCAGAAUGACUUUGGCGAUGUUAAAGCCCCUCGAGACGGGAGCUUUGACAAACCAGGGAAGGACAAACACUGGCUGCUGCGCCAGCCUAUCAACCCCAUGCCAAAUAGCUCAUUGACCUUCCUGGAUAAUGCAUACAGGAAAAGGUGGCAGACUCUGUUAUCUGUGGACGACAUGGUGGAGAUGCUGGUCAAGAAACUUGAGAGUAUAAAGGAACUGGACAACACGUACAUCUUCUACACCUCAGACAAUGGCUACCACACAGGUCAGUUCUCUCUUCCCAUUGAUAAGAGGCAGUUGUAUGAAUUUGACAUCAGGAUCCCGCUCUUGGUCCGCGGCCCUGGCAUCAAACCAAACCAGACACUGCAGGCUCCAGUAUUGAAUAUUGACCUGACUCCGACCAUACUGGACAUAUCUGGUGUCAACUUGUCUUCUGUAAACGUGGAUGGGCAGUCUUUCCUCGGUCAGAUGGCUCCCUCACUGCGCAAUGGCAGUGCACGUCCCUUUUUCCUGGUUGAAUACACUGGAGAGGGACAUCCAACAACAGAUCCCGCUUGUCCCAAAUUAGGCCCUGGACUAUCUCAAUGUUUCCCGGACUGUGUGUGUGAAGAUGCCUACAACAACACCUACGCCUGCGUCCGGACCCUCGACAGUGAAAACAACCUCCAGUACUGCGAGUUUGCCGACAGUGAGUCAUUUGUAGAGGUGUACAACCUGUCGUCAGACCCCCACCAGCUGGAGAACAUUGUGAAGAAGGUGGAUCCAGCCCUCCUGCAGGCGAUGAACCAGCGGCUCAUCAAGCUCCAGUCCUGUGUUGGGGACAGCUGCCGUGACAUCAAGUAAAGAAGAGGCCGCUGAGCGGUUUACAUUCUCCAAGAAGCUGUCAAACACCACUACACCACACUUACUUUUGCACCAAAUCAGCUCUAGUUCUUUAACCGCUUACGCUUCAGGAUUCUUGGAACCCAGGGAACCCUCCCACAAGUUUUGGGUUGAAUCGUUGAACUAAAGGAUGCAUCAUUAUAGUGCACAACAAAAGUAAUCAGUGUUUAAAAAAUGGUGGAUCACACCAUCACAUGACCCCUUCAUUGUUUUCUUCCUCAUCUUUUAUUUCCAGCCAGUAGAGUAUGAAACGUCCAAUGACAUCAUCAUGGUUCACCCUAGAACGAGUUAUGAGAACAUAAUAUAAUAACCACUCACGCGUUUCAAGUGGUUAGCUUAGCUUAGCACGAGGACUGGCAAUAGAGGGAAACAGAUAUGUCCAAAGGCAACAAAAUCCACCUACCAGCACCUCUGCAGUUCCCUGAUAACACGUGACAUCCUGUUUGUUUAUUCUGUACAAUAAACAGAAGUGUAAAAAUUACACAUUGCAGUUUUAUGAAGGUUUAUCUGUUUUGGCCAGGACAUAAACAGGAAAGAACCCUUGUGAAAAUUGGAUUUGUCAUUUUUAUCCUUACGUUUUUUGUACAGAACCCUCAAACAGAAAGCAAUUAAGUGUAUUUCUCCAAAUGAUUUUUUUAAAGCUAUGCUUAUAAUAUAUUACAAUACGCUUUCAUGUGUUGUAUGUCAUAUUGGACUUCCUCAUACCAUUGUCAGUCAGUCAGUCAGUGGUUUUUUGCCCAGUGUAUUGGAAGAUUAAUACCACUCAUGUUCUUCCAUUUCAUAUAAAGCUACCUCCAUGGUUAGCGUAGCCUAGCAGAAAAUGUAAUGGAGGGAAACUGCUAGCUUGGCGCUGUCCAAAGCUGACUACGUCCACCCACCAGAAACCGUUCACUAGUGUAUAUGUUUCGUCAUAUUAGUUUAAUUUGUAUAAAAACUCAUUUUACAGUUUUACUGAGGCUCACGGUAUGUGUGGUUCUAUUUCUUGAGCUGGGACAAAACCCAGCAUGAAAACCUCAACUUUUAAUUUUGAAGCAAAAAUGACAUGAACCAGAUAUAAAAUGAAAAAAUAUCUGUGAGCCUUACAGCUUCUGGUGUUUGAACCGAGCCAAGCCAGCCGUUUUCCUAGGUUUCCAGUAUUUACGCUGGGCUAAGCUAACAGCUGCACAGAUGUAAGAAUUGUAACUAACUACUCUACCUUUGGGCAAGAUUUCCCAAAAUAUCAGAAUAUUCCUUUUUACUAAACCUACAGCCUUUUUGUUUGUCUGUUUUUUGCUGUCAUGUUGAUAAUUGAUUCAAAUUUAUGCAGCCAUUUCAGUAAAAGAUGUUUAAAUUAAGUCUUUAAAGAAUGGACAACAUUUUGUGUGUUCAGCUAUUUCUCCAGUUUUGUGCCUCCGAUUUAAAAAAAAUUGAAACUUUAAUCUUGAGUAUUAGUGAUAGUAUUAUUGAAGAGCCGUGUGGAAGAAGGAAAAAGUGCCUUGUGUGUUUUUGUGAGGAAUUCAUCAAGGGAAAUUUCACCUGGUCUUGUGUGCUUUUUUAUUUGCACUGACCAAGAGCAUGUGCCUUAAAUGUGAAUGUAUUUGCACUGUGAUGAAACUGAUUCAAAAUAAAAAAGAACUUUUAAAUGUA